GACAAGGGCUCAUGGGUGACAGGUAAAACGUAGACGUCCACAUGGCGCUCUCCAUUCCAGGGUCCCGGCCCUUCAGGGUCACUUCCGGGAGGGGGCGGGGAGACAACGGGAGGCGUGCCGGGAAGGGGGCCGUUUGCGGCGCACCAGACGGAAGUGUGCCAAAGGCAUCCGGAUUGCCGCUUCCGGUCCGGCUAAACGCUGCUAAGGGCCGCGGCGUGGUUGGUGCCGUGCGGAAAUAGGCUUCUCCAGCAAGCCAGCGGGCGCCGAAGCCCGAAGUGGGUUCCGGAUUCAAGAGUCUGGAUUACAGUGGAAAGAUCGAGGGAGAGGGAGGGGGAAAAAAAAGACCAGGAACCCGAAUACCACCUCUCCGCUGUUUCCGAGAGGGCCAACUUCCACGGGGGACCCCUCUGCCCUGGUAACGGCCGGAGAGGAGGAGAUGGCGCCAGUCAGGGAGCGGCCGUGGCCAAGGCAGUGAGGAAGCGCGAAGGCGGAGCCGCCGACACCUGGGGAGAAGAAUCGGAGCCGUCGCCGUCACUGCUGCCGCCGCCACCAUGGAAGGUGCCAAGCCGACCUUGCAGCUCGUGUACCAGGCUGUGCAGGCGCUCUACCACGACCCCGAUCCCAGCGGGAAGGAACGCGCCUCGUUUUGGCUUGGGGAGCUGCAGCGUUCGGUCCAUGCAUGGGAGAUUUCUGACCAAUUAUUACAGAUCCGACAGGAUGUGGAAUCAUGCUAUUUUGCUGCACAGACCAUGAAAAUGAAGAUUCAGACCUCAUUUUAUGAGCUCCCUACAGACUCUCAUGCCUCUUUACGGGACUCAUUGCUAACCCAUAUCCAGAACUUGAAAGACUUGUCACCUGUCAUUGUAACGCAGCUGGCUUUAGCAAUAGCAGACCUUGCCCUACAGAUGCCUUCCUGGAAAGGGUGUGUACAAACAUUGGUGGAAAAAUAUAGCAAUGAUGUAACUUCUCUGCCUUUUUUGCUGGAGAUCCUUACAGUGUUACCUGAAGAAGUACAUAGUCGUUCAUUACGGAUUGGAGCAAACCGCCGUACAGAAAUUAUAGAAGACUUGGCCUUCUAUUCUAGCACAGUAGUAUCUCUAUUGAUGACUUGCGUAGAAAAAACUGGAACAGAUGAGAAAAUGCUAAUAAAGGUCUUUCGCUGUUUGGGAAGUUGGUUUAAUUUGGGAGUUUUGGACAGUAACUUCAUGGCUAACAAUAAGUUACUAGCACUCCUUUUUGAGGUUUUGCAACAGGACAAGACCUCAUCUAAUUUACAUGAAGCUGCUUCAGACUGUGUGUGCUCAGCUCUUUAUGCCAUAGAGAAUGUGGAGACUAACUUACCAUUAGCCAUGCAACUUUUUCAGGGAGUCCUGACAUUGGAGACUGCUUAUCAUAUGGCUGUGGCACGUGAGGAUUUAGACAAAGUUCUGAAUUACUGCCGUAUUUUUACUGAACUGUGUGAAACUUUUCUUGAAAAAAUUGUUUGUACUCCAGGCCAAGGUCUGGGAGAUCUACGAACUCUGGAACUUCUUCUUAUCUGUGCAGGGCAUCCCCAGUAUGAGGUGGUAGAAAUUUCCUUUAACUUCUGGUAUCGACUAGGAGAGCAUUUAUACAAAACUAACGACGAGGUUAUUCAUGGCAUCUUCAAAGCUUACAUUCAGAGGCUGCUUCAUGCCUUGGCGCGACACUGCCAGAUGGAACCAGACCAUGAAGGGGUGCCUGAGGAGACUGAUGACUUUGGGGAGUUUCGGAUGAGGGUAUCAGACCUGGUGAAGGACUUGAUUUUCUUGAUUGGGUCUAUGGAGUGUUUUGCUCAGUUAUAUUCUACUCUGAAAGAAGGCAACCCACCCUGGGAAGUGACAGAAGCGGUUCUAUUUAUCAUGGCUGCUAUAGCAAAGAGUGUUGAUCCGGAGAACAAUCCUACACUGGUGGAAGUCCUAGAAGGAGUUGUUCGUCUCCCAGAGACUGUACAUACAGCUGUGCGAUAUACCAGCAUUGAAUUGGUUGGAGAAAUGAGUGAAGUGGUUGAUCGAAACCCUCAGUUCCUUGACCCCGUGUUGGGCUAUUUGAUGAAAGGCCUGUGUGAAAAACCGCUGGCUUCUGCUGCAGCCAAAGCCAUUCAUAACAUUUGCUCAGUCUGUCGGGAUCAUAUGGCUCAGCACUUUAAUGGACUCCUAGAGAUUGCUCGCUCCCUUGAUUCCUUCAUGUUGUCUCCAGAAGCUGCUGUGGGCUUGCUAAAAGGGACAGCACUUGUCCUAGCAAGAUUACCUUUGGAUAAAAUUACUGAAUGUCUUAGUGAACUGUGUUCUGUUCAAGUUAUGGCAUUGAAGAAACUGUUGUCUCAGGAGCCCAGCAAUGGAAUCUCCUCAGAUCCUACUGUGUUCUUAGAUCGACUGGCUGUUAUAUUUAGACACACCAAUCCCAUUGUGGAAAAUGGACAGACUCACCCGUGCCAAAAAGUCAUACAGGAAAUAUGGCCAGUUUUGUCCGAGACUCUAAAUAAGCAUCGGGCUGAUAAUCGCAUUGUAGAGCGUUGUUGCAGAUGCUUGCGCUUUGCUGUUCGCUGUGUAGGCAAAGGAUCUGCAGCCCUACUCCAGCCACUAGUCACACAGAUGGUGAAUGUGUACCACGUACAUCAGCAUUCCUGUUUCCUGUAUCUUGGCAGUAUCCUUGUGGAUGAGUAUGGCAUGGAAGAAGGCUGUCGGCAGGGACUAUUAGAUAUGCUCCAGGCACUGUGCAUCCCCACCUUUCAGCUCCUAGAGCAGCAGAAUGGCCUGCAGAAUCACCCUGAUACUGUAGAUGACCUGUUCAGGCUAGCCACUCGGUUUAUUCAGCGUAGUCCUGUCACCUUAUUGAGGAGUCAAGUGGUCAUCCCAAUCUUACAGUGGGCCAUUGCCUCUACCACCCUGGACCACCGAGAUGCCAAUUGUAGUGUCAUGAGGUUCCUACGAGAUCUCAUCCACACAGGGGUAGCCAAUGAUCAUGAAGAAGACUUUGAAUUACGGAAAGAACUGAUUGGACAGGUGAUGAACCAGCUUGGACAGCAACUUGUAAGCCAGCUACUUCACACUUGCUGCUUUUGUCUCCCCCCUUAUACCUUACCAGAUGUGGCUGAAGUCCUCUGGGAGAUCAUGCAGGUUGACAGACCGACUUUCUGUCGGUGGUUAGAGAAUUCUUUGAAAGGUUUGCCAAAGGAGACAACCGUGGGAGCCGUCACAGUGACACACAAACAACUUACAGAUUUCCACAAGCAAGUCACUAGUGCUGAGGAAUGCAAGCAAGUUUGCUGGGCCUUGAGAGACUUCACAAGAUUGUUUCGAUAGCUCACAUUCCUGCACUGUGCCUGUCACCAAGGAAUGUCUUUUUGCAUUAGAAGACAGGAAGAAAACAAAGCCCAGACUGUGUCCCACAAUCAGAAACCUCCGUUGUGGCAGAGGGGCCUUCACUGCCACCAAGGCAUCCCUCCAGACAAGGGGAGACUCCAGCCUUCCGAGGCAUCCCGAGGAGUUCCUGUUUGGGGUGUGAGGGAAAAUCAGUGCGGUUUUAAAGAGAUGGCUGCAGCCUGUCUGGCAUGAUGGGAGGGGAGCUGGUUUCCUGGUGAACUUGUUUCUUAAAGGAAAAAUAACUAAUGAAAUAAAAAAAAAAGGGGGGGGUGGGGAAGAAAAACUAAAACCAGAACUGAAAUGUUCACCUGGUAGCAAAUGACACACACAUACACUCAUGACCUACAAGGAAGAUGAGAAUUCAGAUGUACUAGAUAGCUACAAUUGGAAGUAAAGGAUCAGGGCAUCUCUUAAGAUGUUCUGUUUUAUCUUCCUUCUCUAUUCUUCCCUUCCUUCUUUGCCUUUCCUGUGGAUAGAAGUAUCCUCCUCCCCCUACUGUUUAUUUUCACCUUUAGUUGUUCAGACAAGAAGCCUAUUCUUGUAUCAUGGUCACAUCAGUGAUACUCAGGACCUCCUCAGAGUCAAAACUCAUAUUCAGUGUAUAACCAGCCCUGGCCCUUUCUAAUCUCUAAAUUCACUUCUAAUCCACACAGCCUUGUCACCAGCCUUGGGGAGAAGAGCCAAAAUUGGGGUAGGUGGGGAUGGAUAUCAAUGUGUCUUCUGUAUUUUAGGCCUUUUUUUCCUUAGUGACUUACUCACCUACAGAUAGGAGAGAAAAGAGGGGGCAAAAGAGGAUGCGGUAUGAUAUGGAAAAUGUUUACAGGGCCAAUUGUGUUUUACUAAAAAGUGUGGGAAUUCAUUGAUUUGGGGGGGGUGAGGACAAAGAGGAAGCCCAGAGCAGAUCUUAAGGUUUUGAAGGAGGGCAGUUCUGCACAGCCAUUAGAUAUGAGGGCCCUGUUCUGUCUGCUGUUUUAGCCAUCUGAAGAACAAAUCAACAGCAAAAAAGAAAAGAGGAAAAAAAAAGAAAAAAGAAAUAAA
This is a messenger RNA of Perognathus longimembris pacificus (Pacific pocket mouse), 4421 nucleotides long. It is a transcript of the gene Tnpo3, whose product is annotated as transportin 3. The coding region runs from base 552 to 3323 and encodes 923 amino acids. The transcript is spliced from 23 exons. The record is from RefSeq and is a predicted model, not a curated record. NCBI's taxonomy places the organism in Eukaryota, Metazoa, Chordata, Mammalia, Rodentia, Heteromyidae. Gene Ontology annotation, cellular component: nuclear membrane; cytoplasm. Gene Ontology annotation, biological process: protein import into nucleus.